GACGUACCACAUGUAUACGCUCAUCGGCGUCGCGAAUGACUACUUCUACUCGAACGACAUCGAGUAUAUCGCAAACAUGUAGGACGAUGUCAAGCUCGCCGUCGAUUUCGCCCUCAGCUUUGUCGAUGCUUUUGGGCUGAUGAACGUGACAUCUCCCAAUGAUUGGCUGCGAUAUGGAAUGGGCGGGCACAACAUCGAAGCAAACGCGAUUCUAUACCACACCUUGAACCGAUUGUCGUCUUUGGCCGCCGUCCUGAACGAAAGCAGCCUCGUCGCCUCGCGGGCCCAGACUGCCUCCACCCUCAAGUCGUCCGCCAACACGCUCCUCUGGGAUGACUCCGCCGGGAUGUACCGCGACAACGAGACGACGACGCUCCACCCCCAAGACGGCAACGCCUGGGCCGUUGUCGCCAAUCUUACCCUCAGCGCGACCCAGUCCCGCUCCAUCAGCUCCAACCUCGCCGCGCGCUGGACACCGUACGGCGCCCCGGCCCCGGAGGCGGCCGACGCGAUCUCGCCCUUCAUAUCCGGCUUCGAGCUGCAGGCGCACGUCCUCGCGGGCAACGUCAGUGCCGCGCUCGACUUGAUGCGCCUCCAGUGGGGGUUCAUGCUCGACGACCCGCGGAUGACGAACAGCACGUUCAUCGAGGGCUACUCGACCACUGGCGCGCUGCUCUACGCGCCGUACAGGCUCGACGCGCACAUCAGCCGCGCGCUGGUUCCUCACUAGUUUAGAAUCGCUCGGUGCUACACUCCUAUCAGCUCCUCUCUGCCUCCGCCACGAGGUCUUCUGCCGCCCAGAAGGCGACAGCCGUAACUUGCUUCUUGCCGGCUUGCACAUUCAAAUUCACGACCCGGCUUACGAUGCGGCGGAUCAUUGUCCACGACUUCAUCGCCGAAAGCCCGAUUGGUUAUACCGCGCGUGCCGUGAUUCGAGAGACAAACUGGCGCCGGGCGCUGCCAUGUCACCCUACCGGUUGAGAUGCUCAGCAGCACUCCCCUCGCGAUUGUGGACGCUUCGAUAGCGACAACGAUGCGCAGGGCAGCUGCCCGACAACUCUGCAUGCGACGAGCGUUCUCGAAGGACCCUCAAUGCUAGGACUUGAGUAUCGGCAGUUAGGCUCUACAUCAUGUGGCUGCAGAGGCCUGAAUGAUCGACGGGUGUUUGUCAAUGUAAACCUCAUGAAGCAGCCGUCCACAUCUCGACCACCGACGGCCCUUCGUCCACGACAAUAGAUUGGCAUCUGCCAAUUCUCGUAGCCUGCGAGAGUGCACUUGUUCGGCUUCCAUUGUGCGUCUCGGCAUGUGAUAGAUGGCUACUACAUACACCAGUGCUGGUACUGCAUAAUAUCAUGCAGGUUUAUCCCACAACUCGAAGCUGAACCCACAUUCCGUCAACCUUCUUGCCCUGAACCUCGAAGCCGCCGUCGUUUCCCGAGACUACAAAGCGGAUUAACUGCGUCGUUACGAGAUUGCGCGAUGAACGUACGAACGACACCGCCCGGUGAUCUAGGUCCGAACUCCGUGCCCCAAUCUGCGAUAGAUUCCAGCGCCGCCUCUCUAUCCCCAGACUCCUGUGCCAAUUUCUCAAUUUCACGCAAGGAAUAAAGACACCAGCAGCCGCUGUCGACGCUGAACGAGUCGAUGUGCUCCCAUGCUACCUCUUCGAAUCCGUUCGAGUCGAAGCUUACAUGCCGGACAACGACCCUGGGACCCGCUCGUUCGGCGACAUCGCCAACCGGACCGUCCGCGAAUAGGUUUACGCUGGAAACGGCCCAAGGACCAGCCCGAAGAUCACCAAUGAUGCACUCGAAGUCGUCUCCGGGGCCUUUGGCGAUGUUGAUGUCCCCAGCCACUACGCUAUCGCCUUCGACUACCUGAGAUGAUGAUAAGUAAUCAGGGAAAGGGGGAUCAAUAGACGGCUGACCUCAAAGGCCAGGAGGGUAUCUGAGGUAUUCAAUUCUUUGACCUUAGUUUCGUGAGCGUCGAACCAAGCGUCAAACUUGGACUGGGGCUUCGCGUCCGUAGUUCUCGCCUCGCGAUCAACCCCGAUACUGAUCGGCCCGAGCCAUUCGCACCGUAUGACUCCCGGUCGUACGACAUGCGCCACGCUCUCUGGAUCAGGCCCAAAUCCGAACUCGGAGGCUGUACAGGACAAGUCGACGACGAACUCCUUGUUGAAAGUCGUCACACAAUACAACCUACGCGUCGUCGGCUCAUAGCCCCAGGCGAUGCCAAUCCUCUGCUCGAAUGACAGUUUGCGGGUUUGGUGAGGCCGUCGUUCCGCGCCAGCGCUAUUGGAAGUGUGUGGGCGAGUCGAAAUCUGGAUCCAUCUCCCGAGGAUUAGUCCACGGAUCUCCUCCGUAG
This is a messenger RNA of Punctularia strigosozonata HHB-11173 SS5, 2367 nucleotides long. RefSeq names its product Six-hairpin glycosidase. Gene Ontology annotation, biological process: trehalose metabolic process. Bases 179 to 730 code for a protein of 183 amino acids. The record is from RefSeq and is a predicted model, not a curated record. Lineage: Eukaryota; Fungi; Basidiomycota; Agaricomycetes; Corticiales; Punctulariaceae. The transcript is spliced from 5 exons. Gene Ontology annotation, molecular function: alpha,alpha-trehalase activity.